Komagataella phaffii GS115 is the source of this 1092-nucleotide messenger RNA. RefSeq lists its product as hypothetical. Lineage: Eukaryota; Fungi; Ascomycota; Pichiomycetes; Pichiales; Pichiaceae. The record is from RefSeq and is a predicted model, not a curated record. The coding region runs from base 1 to 1092 and encodes 363 amino acids. The transcript has a single exon.
AUGUCAGCUUCAACGUCAAGUUCUGAGGCCAGCAUGACGUCCUCAACAAGAAGUGCUAGUGUAACUAGCACAACUUCUAGUGCGAGUUCCUCAUCACAGAGUGAGAGAACCAGUACCACAACUGAGGAUAAAGACACAGAAACCACUUCAGUCGAAGAUGAUGACGACGAAGAUACAGAAAGUACGACGAGUUCUAGUACUAGUUCCAACAGACCCAGUUUGUCAACUGCAUCUUCCACCUCUAAAGCAAGUUCCAGUUCAACCAUUACUUCCGGUUCUGAUUCCGAGACAGACUCAUCUUCAUCACAGUCCUCCACCAAGGGACCUGGAAGACUUAGCACCACUACAAACUCAACCGCCAUGCCUCAAAUGUCAACUUUAAUCACAAAAACCACUUCAUCAUAUUCAGUCACGUUCACUCCCACAGUGCCGACCUCGGCUGAUCCCUUUAUACAUAGAGAGACAGCUUUGAAUGGCACAGUCUUCAUAGCCGUUGGCUCUGCCCUUGUUGGAGUUCUUUUUCUCUACUACUUGCAUAGACUUUACAACUACUACACCUCAAAGAAAAAUACUGACACAGGAAACUUAAUGGAACAACUUAAUACAAACUACAUUUUCAAUAAAGGAAAGUUCAAUUCUGGCGAUUCAGAUGACGACAUGAGCACUAUUUUUGGAAAUCAUUCUACGUUGUCCCUGAAUAAACUGGCAAACGAUGCCACGACGAGAGAAAACCAUUCAAUUUACUCUGCCAAUCUGCUCAAUUCCAGAUCUUCCUUGGUGGAUCUCAACGACAUGGUUGCACAACAGGGUAGAUCUUACAAGAAUUCAAUAAAUAAAAUUGGAACCACCAGAGCAUCGUGCUAUAUCUCUCCAGUGGGCGAACUGGUACAGCCCUACUCUAACAAUGAAUUUGACUCAUUUACUGACUUUGACAGCAAUGCCGGAUCUUAUUCAUCGAUGCUGCCAGGAAACACCUCCAGGCAAAGCGUUACUCCCAACAUUUCUUCCAAUGGUAGCUCAAAAAGAGAUCCUUCCAAGAAGAAACGACGUCCUCCCAGUGUCUUGUUAGAUGACCUCAUAAACCAAUCAUAG